This is a messenger RNA of Puntigrus tetrazona (Sumatra barb), 1525 nucleotides long. RefSeq names its product myelin-oligodendrocyte glycoprotein-like. Gene Ontology annotation, biological process: immune response; cellular response to lipopolysaccharide; positive regulation of T cell proliferation. The record is from RefSeq and is a predicted model, not a curated record. Gene Ontology annotation, cellular component: external side of plasma membrane. NCBI's taxonomy places the organism in Eukaryota, Metazoa, Chordata, Actinopteri, Cypriniformes, Cyprinidae. The transcript is spliced from 4 exons. Bases 125 to 589 code for a protein of 154 amino acids.
AAAUAAAUAAAUAAUACAAAAAGGAAGCUCAUUCACCGGAACCAUAUGACAACUUCCGCUGCAGAUCCCGGAAAAAGGGUAUACUUUCGGUUGCGUACAAUAGGCUAUAUGUUAUUGAUUAACCAUGAUAAUCAGAUUCUAUUUCGUCUGUGUCUCAGCGGUGCUGAUAAAGAAAGUCUCUCUGCAGGUCACAGGUGUUGUUGGUGGUUCUGUUGUUCUGCCAUGUUCUUCAACUGAACAUGAUCAUAAAGCUCAAGACACUGAAGUGCACUGGAGACAAAAUGGAAAGAUUCUGUUUGAUAUAAUCAAUGGUGAAGAUUCUCUAGCGCAACAGAACCCACAGUACAAGAACAGAACUGAAACUUUCCCUGAAGAGUAUGUGACAGGAAACUUCUCCAUCAAACUUAACAAUCUUCAACACACUGAUUCAGGAAAAUACAUCUGUCUCAUCUCACACUCAUCUGAACAUAAGACCGUGGAGCUGAUCAUCAACGAGACAACAGCAGAACAUGUAACCAAAUCACCAAUGACAAAAAUGGAACUAAUCAGGAAACCCCAGAAAAAGAAAUCUGGAUUUGCGUCGGAAUAGCUGUAUUAAUCAUGCUUAUAGCGGGAUUCAUAAUGGGGUGUAGAAAAAAUUUUAAAGUUGCCUUAUUUUCUCCUGUCAUGGCUGAAGAUAAGGAACAGCGACAGAAGUAAAUAUGUAAAAGUUGUUUAAACUUUCAUCACUUCCAUUCUGUUUUGUGCUCUUAUAUUCUGUAUAUAAAUCUAUGUAUUGUAUAAUAGAGAUCUUGAAACAAGAUUUGUUUUUAUUGAAUAAUUAAUGAGUCUUUUAAUGUGUAAGUGCCUUAACAUUUCUCUUUCUGUACCAAAAGUAGAUUUUUCCUUUAGUCUGAAAAGAUUUAAUGUACUUUAAAUUGUUUUUGUAUUUAUAUUAACGUUGUUGUUCCUGAUUUAUACAGUAUGCUGAAGAUGACACAUAAGUAUGGUCCUCAGACAUUCCACUAUAGUUCUACAGGCUAAUUGUAUUAUAUUGUUAUUGUUUUGCACAAACUGUAUUUCCCCAUUUCUCUCUCUCUCUCUCUCUCUCUCUCUCUCUCUCUCUCUCUCUCGAUAUAGGGGCUUACUUAAAGAGUAAAUGCUAUUUGAAUAAGGUUUUGGGUUUUGCAGAGGAUGAAACUGGUAGUUACCAUAUUUGUUUUUGCAUGUGAAAAUAUUUUAAUGCAAAAAUAAAUGUUCAUUUACUGAAAGCUGCACUGAUCUUGCUGUUAUGUAAAAUACAGUCUUGUAUGGUGGCUCAGUCUGUACCUCAUCAAUCUCUUAAUUCUUCUUCUUAAUUACAAUCUUUCACUGUACUCAGAUAUUCCGCAGUUGUGCAUUCUUUAUUUAGGGCCAAAUCAUUUUAAUUUACUUUUUGUGCCAAAUUUUGUGGAUGAAUAUUUCAGUGUCCUGACGUUGAAUGUUAGUCCUGUUUGUUUUUCCAGCUUCAGGACCAUCUGAAAUAAAGGGCUGUUUUCAAUGUUCA